AUGACAAGCUCUGAAGCUCCUGUUUCAGCAUGUCGCUUUUCCACGCGCAUUUCAAUUCGAUGGCUUCCGGAAUCAGCCCAGGAGACAACAGAUACAAUCGUCAUGUCUGUGGGCGAGUGGUAUCUUGAUCUGCGAAUGGAAAAGUCAACAGGCAAGAUAGGCUGGGCGAUUGCCGGUCAAAGGCUCAUCGAAAGCCAAGAACCCCGUUCGUCGUUCCCAAUCCCCAGAUCUCCGAAAAUUGUUUCGAAAUCCAAAGCUUAUAUAGCUCUAGUCCAAGUAUCUUUCACCCAUGAGCUUGAUUCUCAGAAUUCUUUUGAAAGUGCCGACUGUGGCACCUUUGUCACUCUUCCAAAUGGCGAUGACCUUGAGACUGGGUCGAUGCCUCGGGCUGAUCGGCCAGGUGCUCCUGUGACCGAGUACGAAGAGAUAUGGAGAGAACUUCCAUUCCGUGAAGGACCUGAAGGCGCGAAGAGGGGCAUGUCCUGGGUUCUUGAGUCGGAUGAUGGAGAAUUGAGCGAGGGGAGACGACCGUGA
Molecule: messenger RNA, 534 nt
Organism: Penicillium manginii
Lineage: Eukaryota; Fungi; Ascomycota; Eurotiomycetes; Eurotiales; Aspergillaceae
Exons: 1
Coding region: 1-534 (177 amino acids)
Source: RefSeq, a predicted model, not a curated record